AUGUCAACGUUAAGAUUAUAUCAAAAUUUGACGAUUCAAGUUUCAUUAAAAAGUCCGCCACAUAGCAUCAAUGGUAAUGAUACAGUCAUUAUCGCAUGGAAACCAGCUGAUUAUUCGAAAUGUAUGGAUUUUGUAAUAUAUACACCGGAACAACUUAGUUUCAAUGAUGAAAAUUUUCAGCAAAAACAAACAUUUACUUUUACUCGAGUUAAAAAUGGAAGUGUAACUGUAAUUCCAAAUUCUUCCGGUGGUGGAUUUGAUACAGUUACACCAGGAUACAAUGCUAUUUAUAUUGAUUAA
This is a messenger RNA of Rotaria sp. Silwood2, 300 nucleotides long. Lineage: Eukaryota; Metazoa; Rotifera; Eurotatoria; Philodinida; Philodinidae. The record is from the annotation of a GenBank genome assembly.